Camellia sinensis is the source of this 1370-nucleotide messenger RNA. RefSeq names its product GDSL esterase/lipase At1g54790. The record is from RefSeq and is a predicted model, not a curated record. Gene Ontology annotation, molecular function: hydrolase activity, acting on ester bonds. NCBI's taxonomy places the organism in Eukaryota, Viridiplantae, Streptophyta, Magnoliopsida, Ericales, Theaceae.
UAGUUAACUCAACAUUACAACAACUGCAACAACUACAAAACUACAGCAACAAAAACAAUCACUAUUCCCACAAAAAGACAUGGCUCUCAAAACCUCUCUCCUCCUAAUUAUUGCCCUGUGUUCUAUCUUCUCACCUCUCUCCAAUUCCAUGGACUUCAAUUUCCCAGCAGUUUUCAAUUUUGGUGAUUCGAAUUCCGACACUGGUGGACUCGUUGCUGGAAUGGCCGAGCCCCUUGAGCCCCCCAAUGGCCAGAUUUACUUCAAAAAACCAUCCGGGAGAUUCUGCGAUGGCCGCCUUAUCAUCGAUUUCUUGAUGGAUGCAAUGGAUCUGCCAUUUCUAAACUCAUAUUUGGAUUCAAUUGGAUUGCCCAAUUUCAAAAAAGGAUGCAAUUUUGCAGCUGCAGGCUCUACCAUACUUCCUGCAACUGCAUCGUCUGUCAGCCCGUUUUCAUUUGGUAUUCAAGUCUCUCAGUUCUUGCGUUUCAAGGCUCGGGUUCUUUAUCUCCUUUCUAAAACAAGGAAACUUGACAAGUUCCUACCUGCAGUGGAUUCUUUUGACAAGGGGCUUUACAUGUUUGACAUAGGACAGAAUGACCUUGCUGGUGCUUUCUAUUCCAAAUCAUUGGAUGUAAUUCUUGCUUCAAUUCCAACAAUUUUAGCAGAAUUUGAAGCUGGAAUUCAGAAACUAUAUGACCAAGGGGCAAGAAAUUUCUGGAUUCACAACACAGGACCACUGGGUUGCUUGCCUCAGAACAUAGCAAGAUUUGGAAGUGACCCAUCAAAGCUAGAUGAGCUAGGAUGUGUGAGCUCCCAUAACCAAGCUUCAAGGCUUCUCAAUCUUCAACUCCAUGCACUUUCUACAAAGUUGCAGGGACAGUACACUGAUGCAAAUGUCACAUAUGUUGACAUUUUCACCAUCAAAUCUAACCUCAUUUCAAACUACUCUCGUUAUGGAUUUGAACAAGCAUUAAUGGCAUGUUGUGGCUAUGGAGGUCCACCAUUGAACUACGACAGUCGAGUCGCCUGUGGCCUAACAAAAGUGAUAAAUGGGAGCUCAGUCACAGCCAAGGGUUGCAAUGACAGUACUGAAUAUGUGAGUUGGGACGGAAUUCACUACACCGAGGCUGCAAAUCAGUAUGUUUCCUCCCAAAUUCUCACUGGGAAAUACUCCGAUCCCUCCUUCUCCGGCCAGAUGCCUUUCCUUCUCAAUCUCAAGUUCUGAAAAUCAUUAUUUUAUUUUUAUUUUGACAAAAAUCUGUAAUUUUAUGUGUAAUAUUGUGAGUCAUGAAUGAAUUUUAAGUUCUGACCAAAUGGAUAUCAUAGGACUGAGUUAGAAAUGCAAGGAUGACACUUCAUUAUUUGCUGCAAAA